CCUUCCCCAGGAUCUACACUGCAAGGCAGUAAGGGCAGGGAAGGGAAGGCCCGAGAUUCCAUCAGGAGGCUUCUAGGGAGGGGCUAGAGACUAAAGACAGAGGUGGGGGGAGGGGAGCGAGUGGGAGGAACAAGGAUGUGAUCUGGGCCCUGGCGAGGGAUUAGCAGGGAGCGGGCUGCUGCCUAGAGACAGCUGUGGAAAGGUCCACAGUGAGGACCCUGCGUGGGCACCCCGAAAUCCCAUGGGAGCUGAGUCCUCAAGCGCCAGCCCCUGGUGCUUUCUGGACAAGGGCAGGUUUCAGUUCUCCGUGGCUGGAGUGGUCUGCGAGCACGCCCCGCACCUGGGGAGGCGUCUGCCUUUCAACCCCCUCCCUACUGCCUGAGCUCCGUGGGCACAGCUCUGUGCACCGCCCGCACGCCCACCUGAGCUCCGUGGGCACAGCUCCGUGCACCGCCCGCACGCCCCACCUGAGCUCCGUGGGCACAGCUCUGUGCACCGCCCGCACGCCCACCUGAGCUCCGUGGGCACAGCUCUGCGCACCGCCCGCACGCCCCACCUGAGCUCCGUGGGCACAGCUCUGCGCACCGCCCGCACGCCCCACCUGAGCUCCGUGGGCACAGCUCUGCGCACCGCCCGCACGCCCACCUGAGCUCCGUGGGCACAGCUCUGCGCACCGCCCGCACGCCCACCUGAGCUCCGUGGGCACAGCUCUGCGCACCGCCCGCACGCCCACCCCUGCUGACCGCUGAUAGCUCGGGCCCAGGGAGCCUCAGGGAAGCUGGUGGGGCCUGAAGCACAGGGCGGGAAGGGAGGACGCCGCCGCCAGCUCAACCCACCUGGAAGGCAGCUCCUGGCCCCGGGCCCUAGAGCCAGGCCCUCAUCCUUUCCUUUGAAUAGCAGUUGGAUGAAAGGUUUUGGCAAUGACUGGGGACAUCAGCCGGAAAUCCAGUCAGGACAACCCGGCUCAGACACGUGAUUGGAAAAAGGCUGGGCGGUAACGGGCUUAAAAGGAGCGGGACCUUCUGCUCCAGCCUGGAAGGGCUUCGGGGAGCAGGCCGCCCGCGCGGAGCGGCGCCCCUGCGGGUGGGGACCGUUUCUGGGCGACGAGGCCGGCCCUCCUGGUGGCGCAGUGGGAAGUCGUCUGGAACCGGUGAGCUAAGAAACUCGGUGUCUUGCGUCAGGCCUCCAGAAGGGGGUCGGCCGCCUUUCCUGCAGGAGCCAGCUGGCAGCCAUCUUAGGCAUGUGGGGCCAGGCGGGCUCGGCUGCGACUACGGAAGCCCCUUAUCCACGUUUUUGUUUCUCGUGGUUUCAGUGACCCGCGGUCCGAAAGUGUUACGUCGAAAAUUCCAGAAGCGAGCGUCCGUUCUAGGUGGCAAUUUCUAAAAAGACAGCUUUGGAGGUUGAAGGUACCACUGGCUUCAAGCAAAAAGUAAUUUGAAAAUGGCAGAUCUCUUCUCGUGUGAGGAAGAACAAGGACCACAACCGCUGAAGAAGAACGUAGAAUGUAAACAGAGGGACAAGGCUGAGGAAGAUGAUGAGCUGAUCUUUGUUGGGGUGGAGCAUGUAAAUAAAGACCCUGAAAUUCUCUUUGUCAGGAUGAUUUCAAAUUCAACACCCAUCAUUUCAAACAUUUUGAACAGAGUCACCCCGGGCUCAAAAAGAAAGAGAAGCCACCUCUGGCAAGAUCCUGCUCCAGGGUUGCAGCCCGCUCAUCACACGACCCCUACAGCACAAGCCACGGCGCCAAUAUCCCAGUCGGAAUGGACAUCAACAGGUGGUCCUGUUACUGUUGAGUCUUCAUCUAGCCCUGGCUGUGAAAUGAGCUCACCCCAAGUUCUUCCUGAGAAUUCCUCGGCUUUGCUCUCCCCAAGGACUCGGUGUCUAGAUGGAGCUGUGCUCUCUGUAGGAGGCAGAGAUGCGAGGCCUUGUGGUUCCAAACAACUUUCCACUUGGGAUAUAAACAGCAGGAAUCCCCAAAGGGCUAAACGCAGGGAUGGAAUCCCAGGGGGACAUUCUUUAGCUGUGGUCCCGUCAGGUCUCCCUCCCAUAAUGACAGGUCCACCCUCACAGGGUGCCUGCAACACGUCCAGCUGUGUUACAAAUGGAGCAUCAUUUCCUCGGGCUGAUGGUAGUGAAAAGUCACAUUUCAAUCUUAGGGAUGGAGCAAAUGGUCCUGAAACACUGGUAAUAACAGACUUUUCAACUUUAGCAACUCAAAACCAGACCUUUGACCCCGAGAAAGGAAAUCUGAUCAUGUUACUUUGUGACUUUUACUAUGGACAGCAUGAAGGAGAUGGGACGCCAGAGCAGAAGACUCACACAACCUUUAAAUGCCACAGCUGCUUGAAAGUUCUAAACAAUGUUAAGUUUAUGAAUCACAUGAGGCAUCAUUUGGAACUUGAGAAGCAGAGGAGCGACAGCUGGGAAAACCACACCACCUGCCAGCACUGCCACCGGCAGUUUCCCACUCCCUUCCAGAUGCAGUGUCAUAUUGACAGUGCGCACACUGCCCAGGAGCCCGCAGCUGUCUGUAAAAUCUGCGAGUUGUCAUUUGAAACAGAUCAGGUCCUCCUACAACACAUGAAGGACAAUCAUAAGCCUGGCGAAAUGCCCUACGUGUGCCAGAUUUGCAAUUACAGAUCGUCAGUCUUUGCUGAUGUGGAAACGCAUUUUAGAACGUGCCACGAAAACACCAAAACUUUGCUUUGUUUGUUUUGUCUCAAGAUUUUUAAAACUGCAACACAAUACAUAAAUCACUGUUGGAGGCACUGGAACAAAAGAGUCUUUCGAUGUUCCAAGUGCCGGCUGCAGUUUUUGACUUUGAAGGAGGAAAUCGAGCACAGAUCCAAGAAUCAUCAAACAUUUAAAAAGCCAGAGCAAAUGCAAGGGUUGCCUCCUGAAACAAACGUUAUUAUUAAAACAUCGGUUCAAUCAGGAUCAAGAGAUGUGGCUUCCAUUACUGUGAGCAACACUGACCUUGGCCUGUCACCUGUAAAAACUAUAAGGAUGGCUGUGAACACUAGAGAUUGCAGACUCUCUUGCAACAAGAGUUCUGGCUAAAAAUAUUUUCUGUCCACCUCCUGGAAUUCUGAAAGGCAGAAGUGAGGCUAGGCCAUUUGUACAUCUGUGGCUGCAGGUGCUAAAAAGCAACGUCAUCAACUGUCAGGUUUUAUUUACAGUGACAUCUCAUCAGUGCCCUACUCUCAACAAGUAGCUCAGACAUCUGCUUCAUGCUCCUUCCAGUCAAAGUCCUCCCCAUAAAGUAAUCAAUAUUCUGACCUCUACCAUCAGAGGUUAGUGUUUCCUGUUUUUGAACUUUAAAUAAAUGGAGUCACACAAUAGAUUCUUGCCUUUGGCUUGUUUCAAAUCAGGGAUAUGCAAGAUGCAUUCUUGCUGUGCGUAGCAGUAGCACAUUUUUUUUUUGUUUGUUUGUUUGUUUUUCAUUGCUGAGUAGAAUUCUAUUGAGUGAAUAUAGCAUAGUUUUAUAUAUCUGUUUGACUGUUGGUGGACUUUGAGGCAAAUUCUUUGCCUAUUUUGGAUAAAGCUGCUAUGUGCUUAUCCAUGUCUUUCAGUAGACAUGUAGUCAUUUCUCCUGGGUAUAUGUAGCUAUGAGAAGUGCUGGAACUGCAAGUGUUCAGCUUUUUAGUGGAGAUACUACCAAAUGCUUUUUCAAAGUGAUUGAAACAAUUUUUAUUCCCACCAUCAAUACUGGGAAGGCCACCCUGCUGA
Messenger RNA from Microcebus murinus (gray mouse lemur), 3729 nucleotides. NCBI's taxonomy places the organism in Eukaryota, Metazoa, Chordata, Mammalia, Primates, Cheirogaleidae. The record is from RefSeq and is a predicted model, not a curated record.